AUGCUUUCGUUCUCUAGAAGGCUCCUUCUCAAAGGUCCCACUAUUUCUGCCACAGAGCUGGAAAGUAUAUUCGGAUUAAAAGCACACAACUGUGAUGUAAAAACUGCUCUCGAUCCAACCAAAGCAAAAUGCAAAAAGCUUGCUCUCUUUGGUGAUUCCAAGUUGAGCAAUUUAAUAACAGAAAAAUUAAAACCACUACUUGAUGAUGAAUCAAUACCAUUGGGAGAUAUUAGCAUGAAGAGAGAAAGGUACACCAUGAACUCAACUCUUGCUUCCUAUUUGAAAUACAAGCAUGAGGAAAUUUAUCUCAGUAUUCUUGAGAAUGACAUUGAAAAGAGGGAACAAUUGAAUGACCACAGUUUGGGAACUGUAUUUGAAGCGUUGUUUUAUCUUGCUCCACAAGAGAAGUGUAUUGAAAUUGUGAAUAGUUUGAUUGAAUGGGUCGAUGGAGAAGGUUCACAAUAUAUCAAGGCACCAUUAGUGAAAUUUUGCAUCAUGGUUGAUUCUAUUAAUGAUGGACCACAGCUCAAAGUGGAGAAUUGUUUCUCAAUGAAAGAAAUUACAAUGAAGAUUGAUGAGGAUAAUAGUCAGGAAUUGUUUGGCGAUAUAUCUAAAUUCAUGAUGGAACGUUCCAAAGAAGCUAUUGAAAAACACAAUGAAACUAACUCUCUAGAUUUCAUAAUUAAUGGAAAAAUUAUUCAGGGAAAUCAUUUAGAAGAACCAAUAACAGUUCAAUGGAAAAGUAGAUCUGGAAAUUAUUAUGAUCAGAAGGUCUUUCCGUGUUGUGGUACUUUAUGUGUUUUGAAUGGUGGAAAAUGUAAAAGGAGAACAUGGCUCAAUAAGGAUUCAUUUCAUUCUGGCCAAUUGAAAGGAUCAGGAAGUAAGAGAUGUGGAGGUGGACAUGCACCCUCAGGAAGUAGUACAGAUCACAUCCCCAAAGUUAGAGCACAUUGGUCAUGUUGUUACGAACAUGCAGAAAGUGAAGGAUGCAUCCAAAAUGGCUAUACUAAAAAGUUGAAAGGUCUCGAUUUGUUUCCAAAAGUACCAAUAUCAUCAUCACAAGAAGAUGAAUUAGAGGAUAUAUCCAACACACCUCAUUUCAGUGCCUGA
Messenger RNA from Naegleria gruberi, 1110 nucleotides. RefSeq lists its product as uncharacterized. Gene Ontology annotation, biological process: RNA processing. The transcript has a single exon. Gene Ontology annotation, molecular function: ribonuclease III activity. The record is from RefSeq and is a predicted model, not a curated record. Bases 1 to 1110 code for a protein of 369 amino acids. NCBI's taxonomy places the organism in Eukaryota, Heterolobosea, Eutetramitea, Acrasida, Naegleriidae.